GGGAAACGGAAAGAGGACACUCAUCUCUAACCUUCACCACCGCGCCAGUCAAUGAGCUACUGACAACUGGCACUGUUCGUUCACUUCUGCUGGCUUCCCACUACAUAGCAGUGAUACCUGCUUUCCCUGUGAAAAUUCCCUGCGAGAGCUACGUGCCUUGUAACCUUACUUUCUGGAUGUUGGUUGUACCAUCGCAGUCCAGGAUGCAUCCCCUGUGAUGGGAGGUUAUGGGGAACGCUCUUUUUGCCGGUUGCUGCCCACGCAUUACCCGUUUGAUCUCUAAGGAGCACGGUGGAGAUUCAUUGGAUGAGAGGUCACCCCUUUUGCUGACCCGUCCUGUUGUGGCUCAGUGGAGAGAUCCCAAAAUCCAAGACAAAAUGGAAAUCCCCGAAGGAUGCGAGCCCUCCGCAAUGUGCUCACAUGCUGAAUUUGGCUGUUCGUCGUGCAAAUACUCACACAGUAGAGGAAAAUCAGAUAGACACUUAAUGGAAAAGAAUCAGAGUCAACUGUCCAGCGUCGUUUCUGAUAGCUGUCAGAUCUUGGCCAACGUUGGACCCCCGCCAAAGUUGUAUGUUCUGGAAUCGCUUCUCGUGGGAGACUCUACAAAGUGUUCUUACUCGGAUUGCGAGGUACCCAAGGAUCCGAGCUUUCAAGGAAAAGAGGACAGAGAGACAAGCAGUAAAGCAGAGGUUAGAAGUCAUGGGAUGUCCGCUCUGAGUUUGCCCCAUGGCCAAGAAAGCACAAUAGUAGAAGAGAUGGUGUGCCGUGAACCCAUUGCCAUGGAUCCUGCGGUAGUGGCAUGCAGUAGCCACGUUGGCUCUGUCUUUCAGCCCGAUUCCAUAGGCAGGAGCAUGAUCUUGGACAGGUGCCGGAGUUCACCUGGAAAGAAGAUCCGGAUUGUUCCAGAGGCCGCUUCAUGUCCCAUCAAAGAAGGCAUGGAGAGAGGUGAAGGAGCUUGUCUUACAAUUGGCACAGAGGAUCGCUCGUCUAGCAUCGCCUUGAUGAACGGCGAUGGCUUGCACGAGAACCACAAGGAGGAGGCCAAGCAGAAUGGCCACGAAGAGCCGGAUCACACAGACGACGGGAACGACCAAGAGGUCAUUGUCAUCCAAGAUACUGGCUUCACGGUCAAGGUCCACGCGCCAGCGGUGGAACCAUUUCCCUUGCAGGUCUCCCCCCAAGAGAUGGUCCAGGAGAUCCACCAAGUCUUGAUGGACCGCGAGGACACCUGCCACCGAACGUGCUUCUCCCUGCAGCUCGACGGAAACGUGCUGGAUAACUUUGCGGAGCUGAAGACCAUCGAAGGCUUGCAAGAAGAUUCAGUGUUAAAAGUAGUUGAAGAGCCAUAUACAGUUCGGGAAGCCAGGAUCCAUGUCCGCCACAUCCGAGACCUCCUGAAGAGCCUUGAUCCCUCAGAUGCCUUCAAUGGGGUGGACUGCAACUCGCUCGCAUUCCUUAGUGUCUUUUCCGACGGGGACCUUGGAGACAGUGACAAGCGGAAGAAGAAAGGGACAGAAAUGGAGCAGAUUGACUGCACCCCUCCUGAGCACAUCCUGCCCGGAAGCAAAGAGAGGCCCCUCUGCCCACUUCAGCCCCAGAAUAGAGACUGGAAGCCUCUUCAGUGCCUGAAAGUACUGACGAUGAGCGGCUGGAACCCUCCGCCUGGAAACCGGAAGAUGCACGGAGAUCUCAUGUACCUUUAUGUCAUCACGAUGGAAGAUCGUCACGUGAGCAUCACGGCAUCCACGCGAGGCUUUUACCUCAAUCGGUCCACAGCCUACAACUUCAACCCGAAGCCCGCCAAUCCCAGCUUCCUCAGCCAUUCCCUGGUCGAACUUCUGAACCAGAUCAGCCCCACGUUCAAAAGGAACUUUGCUUCUUUGCAGAAGAAACGCGUCCAGCGGCAUCCGUUGGAGCGGAUCUCAACCCCCUUCCAAGUCUACACCUGGACGGCGCCUCUAGCCGAACACGCCAUGGACUGUGUAAGAGCCGAAGAUGCUUAUACCUCAAGGCUUGGCUACGAAGAGCACAUCCCAGGACAGACCAGAGAUUGGAAUGAAGAAUUGCAAACAACCAGAGAACUGCCAAGGAAAAACCUACCCGAGAGGCUGUUGCGAGAACGGGCCAUCUUUAAGGUCCAUAGUGACUUCACUGCCGCAGCCACGAGAGGGGCCAUGGCAGUCAUUGACGGCAACGUGAUGGCCAUCAACCCGAGCGAGGAGACCAAAAUGCAGAUGUUCAUCUGGAACAACAUCUUCUUCAGCCUGGGCUUUGACGUCCGUGACCAUUACAAGGACUUUGGCGGAGACGUGGCGGCCUACGUGGCUCCCACCAAUGACCUCAAUGGGGUCCGGACGUACAAUGCCGUGGAUGUGGAAGGGCUGUACACCUUGGGCACGGUGGUGGUGGAUUACCGAGGGUACCGGGUGACUGCCCAGUCCAUCAUCCCGGGCAUCUUGGAGCGGGAGCAGGAGCAGAGCGUCGUCUAUGGCUCCAUAGACUUUGGCAAGACCGUGGUCUCCCACCCCAAGUAUCUGGAGCUGCUGGAGAAGACCAGCCGGCCCCUGAAGAUCCAGAAGCAUACGGUACUCAACGAUAAGAACGAGGAGGUGGAGCUGUGCUCGUCCGUGGAGUGCAAGGGCAUCAUCGGCAACGACGGGCGCCACUACAUCCUGGACUUGCUCCGCACCUUUCCCCCCGACUUGAACUUUUUGCCCGUGGAAGGGGAGGAGAUGCCGGAAGAGUGUCAGAAAAUGGGGUUCCCCAAACUGCACCGGCACAAACUCUGCUGCCUACGCCAAGAGCUGGUGGAUGCCUUUGUGGAGCACAGGUAUCUCAUGUUCAUGAAGUUGGCGGCCCUUCAGCUCAUGCAGCAGAAAGCCAUCAAGCAAGAGAGUGUCACUAGCCUGGAAAAUGGGGGCAGCCCCACCUCUCCCUUUCCAGAGAAUGGGGUUGAAGAGGGCGAGAAGUCCCCCUUGGAAGAUGGAAGGCUGGAAGACAAAAUGGAUGGCAAGGGAGAGGACAACGUGGCCGGGCUCGACCAAGUGAAAGAGCUCACCGAGACAAUCGCGUCGGACGACGGAGCAGUGGACCCCAAAAGCAGAGAGGUGAUCCAGAAGGCCUGCAAAGCUGUUGGCUCCAUCAGCAACACGUCCUUUGAUAUCCGGUUCAACCCAGAUAUCUUCUCGCCAGGUGUCCAUUUUCCAGAGUCCAGCAAAGAACAGAUUCAGGAUCAGAAGCGUUUGCUGAAGGACGCAGCUGCUUUCCUGGUUUCCUACCAAAUCCCAGGCUUGGUCAAAGACUGCCUCGACCACACCAUGCUGCCAAUGGAUGGGGCCACUCUGGCGGAAGCCAUGCAUCAGCGGGGCAUCAACAUGCGCUACUUGGGCAAAGUAGUCGACUUCAUCACCAAAACCCCGGCCCGGACUCAGCUGGAUCACAUCUAUAAAAUCGGCAUCAUGGAAGUGAUCACUCGGUCGGCCAAGCACAUCUUCAAGCUCUACCUCCAGGGUGUUGAGCUCUCUGGGUUGUCCGCCGCCAUCAGCCACUUCCUCAACUGCCUCCUCAGCUCCUUUCCCAACCCGGUUGCCCACCUUCCCGCGGACGAACUGGUCUCCAAGAAGAAGAACAAGAGGAGGAAGAACCGCAACCUGAGUGCCUCAGACAACACCGCCUGGGCCAGCAUGAGCCCGCAAGAACUCUGGAAGAACAUCUGCUCAGAAGCCAAGAGUUACUUCGACUUCGAGCUGCAGUGCGAGAGUGUUGACCAAGCAGUGGAGGUUUACAGCUUGCAGAAGAUUACCCUCCUCCGCGAGAUCUCCCUCAAAACUGGAAUCCAGAUCCUGCUGAAAGAGUAUAACUUUGAUAACCGACACAAGCCAACGUUCACAGAGGAAGACAUCCUCAACAUCUUCCCAGUUGUGAAACACGUCAACCCCAAAGCUUCGGACGCGUUCCACUUCUUCCAGAGCGGGCAGGCAAAAGUGCAGCAAGGUUUCCUGAAGGAAGGAUGCGAGCUGAUUGGCGAGGCCUUAAACCUGUUCAACAAUGUGUAUGGUGCGAUGCACGUGGAAAUCUGUGCCUGCCUGCGGCUUUUGGCCCGCCUGAAUUACAUCAUGGGGGACUACUCAGAGGCCUUAAGUAAUCAACAGAAAGCGGUGCUAAUGAGUGAGAGAGUCCUUGGCAUUGAGCACCCCAACACCAUCCAAGAAUAUAUGCACCUUGCUUUGUACUGCUUUGCAAAUAGCCAGCUGAGCACAGCCCUCAACUUACUGUACCGCGCACGCUACCUCAUGCUGUUGGUGUUUGGCGAAGAUCACCCAGAAAUGGCUCUCCUGGAUAACAACAUCGGCCUGGUCCUCCAUGGAGUGAUGGAGUAUGACCUCUCCCUUCGGUUUCUGGAGAACGCGCUCACGAUCACCUCUAAGUACCAUGGCAGCAAGUCCCUGAAAGUUGCACUGAGCCACCACUUGGUCGCCCGAGUGUACGAGAGGAAAGCUGAAUUCCGAUCUGCUCUGCAGCACGAAAAGGAAGGCUACACCAUCUAUAAGAAUCAGCUUGGUGAGCAUCACGAGAAGACCAAAGAAAGCUCUGAGUACUUGAAGUACCUGACUCAGCAGGCCGUGGCCCUCCAACGCACAAUGAACGAGAUCUACAAGAACGGAUCCAACGCCAACAUUAUGCCGCUGAAAUUCACAGCUCCCAGUAUGGCCAGUGUCUUGGAGCAGUUGAAUAUUAUCAACGGGAUUCUCUUCAUUCCAAUCAGCCAGAAAGACUUGGAGAACCUGAAAGCCGAGGUGCAGCAGCAGCAGCAGCUCCAGGAGGCCCUCAAGAGCGAAGGAGAGCGGCCGGAGGCGGAAGACAAUCCCCCGGAAGAGAAGGAGGCCGAAGGGAGCCCUUUGGCCUCCCCAGCUCCCUAGUCUAGCAAGUUUUAGUAAGCCAGCCCUUUUGCAAUGGAACCUGGCCUCGUUCGGGCAGCUUCUCUUUGGCAAUGUGGUUUAUCUUAUUUUAUUUUAUUUUUUGUUUAUUUUGAUUUGCACUGGUACAAUGAAUACACAAUGCAAAAGAACGAAAUUUUGAGAAAUUGGCCCUAACUGUCCUGGCUGCUGGAGGCGGUGCCCAAAGCCUUUCCCUUCCCUUGAGAGGCGGCCAUGCUUUGAGAAUGAGGAAGAGGGGCAGGAGAGACCCACAUAUAUGUGUUUGUGUAACCACCAAGCCAUUUCUGCUGUGUAUAUAAGAGAUUUAAUCCCAAGUGGAGCUAUAAUAACAUUUCUCAGGUCAUUUUUAUGUUGGUUUCAGAGGACACUUGUGGGGAAAGGAGGCUCUGCCCCCCGUCCUGUUGCUCCAGUUUUGGCAUCCUCUCUCUCCCUCCCCUGCCCUGGUUCAUUAUGACACUAUAAAUAUUAUAGAUUAAUUGUAGAUUCUGCCAUAUUUUUUAUCUAAACGUCUAUGUGAGAGGCUGGGCUUUGAGGAAACGCUGGAGGGGAAUUAUUAUUUUUUGCCCCGCCUCUAGGAGAGAGCCAUUGGAUUCCGUGCGGGUCCCAGUUUCUUUUUGUUUCCCUGUUUAUUAUUUUGGCAAUCCAAAUUUUUAUUCGACGUGGCAUAGCCCAGGGCAGGAGCAAGGAAAGCUAAGUUAGUUCUUCAGAUCCCAUUCGUUGCUGGCAGACUGUAAACAAUAGCAGCUGAGACAGUGGAGAGGAGCAAUGUGGCUCUUUUGAAGCCAUUAUGGUGGCUUUACCAGCUGCGGGCAGCACCGUGUCAUGCUGGCACACCAUUGCACUGUAGGCAAGGGGAUAUUGGGUAUCUCCGGAGAGAAGGGUCGGAAUAGUGCAAGCAUGGGCAUAGCAUGGGAGUCCUGCCUGUCGGAAAGGGGAUAUUGGGUAUGUCCGGAGAGACGAGUCGAAAUAGUGCAAACAUGGGCAUAGCAUGCCAAUGGGUGUUCUUAACCCACCGUAACUUCCGUUGUCCAAAGAUGCCCCUGAAUCUUAUUGCUGUGGAAGUGAGGAAGUGGCCAUAUAGAUGGGCCACCUUCUUCUCAAAGCACCUUGUCUGUCUCCCUUCCCUUUUUGCCGGGGAAUAUCCCCAGUGCCUCGACGCCCCUUCCAGAGGGGCCGCGCGUGUGUGAAAUCGCACAAAACAAAGCCCCCGGGACAGAGGGGUAGUUCGGGAUUGUGGGACCCGGAGCGCUGCAUGGCGUAGGAUUCAGGGCAAGGGAGGAGAAGCAACGAUAUGGCUGUCACGGGCGCUCAGGCAGUUCAGGUCGAAUCAAUGUAUUUUUCUGUUUCCGAGGUUGAUCUGUGAAUGUAUUAAAAAGCAAGAAUCAUGAA
Anolis sagrei ordinatus is the source of this 6326-nucleotide messenger RNA. RefSeq names its product clustered mitochondria homolog (gene CLUH). Gene Ontology annotation, cellular component: cytoplasm. Lineage: Eukaryota; Metazoa; Chordata; Lepidosauria; Squamata; Anolidae. Gene Ontology annotation, molecular function: protein binding; mRNA binding. The record is from RefSeq and is a predicted model, not a curated record. Gene Ontology annotation, biological process: intracellular distribution of mitochondria.